Molecule: messenger RNA, 5678 nt
Organism: Acanthopagrus latus (yellowfin seabream)
Lineage: Eukaryota; Metazoa; Chordata; Actinopteri; Spariformes; Sparidae
Product: zinc finger protein 665-like
Exons: 2
Coding region: 544-3663 (1039 amino acids)
Biological process (GO): regulation of transcription by RNA polymerase II
Cellular component (GO): nucleus
Molecular function (GO): DNA-binding transcription factor activity, RNA polymerase II-specific; RNA polymerase II transcription regulatory region sequence-specific DNA binding
Source: RefSeq, a predicted model, not a curated record
GUACUUUUAUUCGUGUAUAAUUUUCCAUGCAGUACUUGUACUUGUAAUGGAGUACAUUUGGAUUAUUGUGUUUUGUUUCCCGUCCCUGAACGCAGCGGAGGCGCGUGCUGCUCCCCGCCGGCAGGGGGCGCUGCGGUGCGGCGCGUCGGACUGAGAGGAGCCGCUGAGCGGACCGGAAGAAGAACAGUCAGCAUGGCGGAUAUAUUUUUCACUUCAUGCUUUGCUUUUCAUUGUUUUGGUGCGAUGGCGUAGCGUUACCUGUCACAGAUGUAACGCGGCGGGCUGUGUCUUCGGAUGCUAGCGGCUGUUAGCGCGGCACGGCUCGGCUCGGGAGCUUGACGCGGUUUAUCUGCCUGCCUGCCUGCACACGCGUCGUGACUUGUGACCCAGUUUGGUUCGUUUUCCCAGGCUGGCCUGAGUGAUGUGAAGCAUCAGCAGCCUGAACACAGACUGAAGAGGGUCUCAUCUUAACUCAGUGACUCUUACUUGAGUCCGAGAAGAAAUAAAAUCAGCCUCAGUGAACAAAAAAGCAUCAAACUAAGAAUGGGUGAAGUGACUGUCGAAGUAGAUGAGGAGGUGAUGAAACUGGACGUCUCAAUGGACCCACUCCCAGAACCACUGCUGAUCAUCCUGUCCCCACCUCCACCUUUCUUACCUGUCCCUGGUGAACCGACCAUGUUUUGGCAUAAAUGGCUGAAAGCCUUUGAACACUACCUUGAAGCGCUCGGUGAAAACGAGCUCAUCGACUCCAGUAAGUGUGUGCUCUUACAGAACUGCCUCGGCCCUGAGGGCCAGCGUAUCUUCACGGUACUGAUCCAGAAUGAAACCACAUACGCAGCAGCCAUCUCAACGCUGACGGUUUACUUCACCUCUGAUCGCACCUCCCAGACGCACCGUCUUAAGUUUCACCAGAGGGUUCAGAUGCCCGGAGAGACCGUAGAGCAGUUUGUGUCUGCUUUAGACAAGCUGCUAAGGCCGUGCAAGUAUGGAGACUUACAAGACAAACUUAUCCUGGAUCAGCUGAUAGAGAAAACAAACUGCCCACAACUUAAAGAGAGGCUGCUGCUGGAAGGGGAAACUCUGACCUUGGAGAAGGCAUUAGUAAUCGGUAAAGAGAUUGAGUCUGUUUUAAACGAAUCUGAGCUGUUUGGUGUUCACGAGGUCAGCGUGGACAUCGGGGACGAUUUGGACCCUCCCGUUCAAAAGAGGAAAAGAGGACGGCCUCGGCGUGGGGAGAGCAGGGCGAAAAACAAAACAAAAACAGCCCCAACUAAAACCUCGACAAAAUCAUCUCAAUUCAAAGAUAAUUACUAUUACUCCAAAGAUAAACUGUAUCAUAGUGAUAAAGAAGGAGAGAAGCCUGAGAGCACUGAUGAGACUCAUGUGGCUUUUGAUGAAUCCAGCAUCAAGACAGAAAAUGAUGACGAUUGGGCCUUGUCGUCAUCACAGAAGGUGGAGGAGGAAGACGUCGACCGAGCCAAUGAUUGUGACGACGAUGAGGACGAAGACGAAGAUGAAGACUUCAUUCCUAAAGUGAAAGGUCCCUACUGUCCCAUCUGUACCAGCAGACGCUUCAGGGAUGCAAACAAGCUCGCGAGACACAUGAGGACGCACACGAAGGAGAAACCUUUCGGCUGCCCCAUCUGUGCCGUCACCUUCAGUCAGUCCUAUCACAUGACCCGACACCUGAGGAACCAGCACGGUGCGGGCCCCCACGUCUGCUCCACAUGUGGGGAAAGUUUAGGCAGCCUAGCAGAGCUGAAAAGUCACAGGAGGACCCAUUCGCCGCAAGCUCUGUCAUGUCCCAACUGUCAGGAAAAAUUCACGAACAAUAAUGCGUUACUGAGUCAUAUCGUGUCACAUGGCAUGGACCAGACCACCCAGACAGAGGGACAGAGUUCUCAGCAAAGUAAUCAAGUAAAAAAGAAAGAAGGAAAUGAAUCAUCUGACAAGGACAAUCAGGAGGGCGAUGACAGCGAUAAAUCUGCUGAGAACGAUGCCGACUCUGGUGACAGCGAUGCUCAGGAGGAAGAAUUUGAAGUCAGCGUUAAGGCCGAGGAUAAGGACACUGAUGAAGCCAAAUCUCAAGACGGCGGCAGUCGGAAAGAAAAAGUCGCCUCUAGGACUAAAAAAGGCCAUUUCUGUCCAAUCUGUGUCGGCAGGCGCUUCAGAGGGCCAAACAAGCUCGCCAGACACAUGAGGACGCACACAAAGGAGAAACCGUUCAGCUGUCCGGUCUGCGCCAUGACCUUCAGCCAGUCCUACCACAUGACCCGACACCUGAGGAACCAGCACGACCUAGGCCAGUACAUCUGCGAUAAAUGCGGGAAAAGUUUAGGUAGCUGGCUGGAACUGAAAGCACACAAGAAGACUCAUGCAGUGGAAGGCCUGACUUGUCUCGCCUGCGAUAAACAGUUCAAGGCGAAGGCUGCACUUGUGAGCCAUCUUAAACUACACAAGAAGGUCCAGACCAGCAGCCCUCGGAGCCUCGUCUGCGGCGACUGUGGCAAAGUAUUCGGUCGAUUAUACCAUCUGAAAAGACACAUAGUGACCCAUCGCAAGGGAUCAAACAGCGAGUGUUACACGUGCCCUGAUUGUCAGAAGAACUUUGCCUUCCCAGAAGACCUCAACAAACACCUGGAGAUUCAUGUUAAAGAGAACAAUGGUACUUGUCCGAAAUGUAACGAAACCUUCGGUAGUCCAGAAGAACUUGAGGCCCACAUGGGGGUUCACGAGAAGUCUUACACCUGCAGCACCUGCGGGAAGAAGUUUAAAGUCGAGUACGCGCUGAAGAAACACGAGCAAAGCCACCAAGAUGAGCAGUAUUAUUGUUCCCUGUGCCGCAAGCGAUUCAUCAAGCUGUCCCACUACAAGAGGCACUUAAUGGUCCACGACAGACGGGAAUCCAAAUGUCCACACUGUGACAGCGUCUUUCUACAGUUAACAGCUUUGAAGUAUCACCUGCGGACUCAUACGGAAGAAAGACCGCACCAGUGCACCUGUUGCAUCGAGACGUUUGAGGAGAAGGAAGAUCUAGAGCAGCACUGCCUCAAGCACAGGAAAUUCAAGAAGGAGAGGCCGUACUCGUGCACUCGGUGUGAUUCUGCUUUCUGCACACUAAUCGAGCUGACGGAUCACAUGAGCUCACACGAGGGGGAGCAGCCGAUGAACUGCCCCGUCUGCGGCAAGACUUUCCUGAACAAGAACAAGCUGGAGAAGCACCUCAGCAUCCACACGGGGGAGAGACCUCACCUCUGCUCCAUCUGCGGCAACGGCUUCCCCUCAGCCGCCAGCCUCAAGUUACACAUCAACAUCCACACUGGGGAGAAACCCUUCCAGUGUUCCCAGUGCAGCAAGAGCUUCAGGUCGGUCAGCGGGCUGCGGCUGCACAGCAGGCAACACAUGGAGGUGCGGCCGACCUACAAGUGUCCCGAGUGCGGCAGAACUUACGGUCGCAUGACGGAGCUGAAGAUGCACCAGCGCUAUCACACGGGGGACAAACCGUACGCAUGCACCUGCUGCAGCAAACGCUUCAUCAGCAAAGACAAACUGAACGUUCACAUGAGGAUACACACGGGGGAGAGGCCGUACACCUGCCCCCACUGUGGACAGACAUUCACUCAGACCGGGGACAGAAACCGACACAUCAGUAAAUACCACUAGUUAGAUACUGUUGUAACAAAACUCCGGUGAGGCUUUGGUUUUUUUAUUUCGAAUGAUUGUACCAGUGGCUUUGCAUGUUUUGUAGGGGCAGGUAGCAUCAAAAAUCAAGACUCACGUUUUCUUAUAUUGCUUGAGAAAGAAUAAGAAACCAACCAAGAUGAGAUGGAAGAUAAUUUGAGCAGAUUCAGGCUGAACAUGAACCCUCAAUUGUCAUCAAUUAUACAUUUAAUACAGAUUUUCUCUGUUGUAGAAAACAAACAAACACCAAGUGUAAGGCCUUCAAUCAAUCAACCAAUGUUUAAUCAAUAACUCUGCCACAGUUCAUCAAAUAUGAAUCAUUUCAAGUUUUAUAAGGACUAUUUAUCACUCGGGCAGGGCAUCAUUUAUGAACGAGUACUUGUCGAUACCUUAACAUGUAUUUCUACAGACAUCAAACUUUCCAAAUGUCUAAACUCAGGCAGUCUGAGGCACUGUCACAACACAGCUUUUUCUAGGCAUUUUGACCUUUCAUACAUACGAAAAAUUGAAAAGUGACCUUAUGGAGAGCUCCCAAGGUGAAGAUGUUGGAAAAGCUAUUGUCAUCAUAUCUGAGAAAUCUUUGGAAAAACCCACAUUUGCUAAUGUGUUGUGAUUUUGUGGACUAUUUGAGUUUGUACAUUGGUAUAUAUUUAAGAGAAAUACGACGAUGGAAAAGAGACAAAACAGCUGCUGACAUAUAAUGCCUCAUUAAAACAAAAGCAUUAUCCAGGAGAAUUAUGUGAAAAGUGUCAGAUCUGCUUCCUGUUUACAACAGCGUGUGUACAGGAACGGUCAUUUAACGUGUUGUGUUAGUAUGGACAGAGAUUAUUUCUGGAGUUGUCCUUGUCAGUGGAAAACUAUUUGUUUUAAAGUGAUUUUAUAAAUACCCGCGUACGUGUGGACUAAAAGAGGUUUGCAGCAAUAAAAUAGUCCUAAAAUUGACACAUUUUCCGAACAGAUUUUCAGUGUGUGAUGAUUUGAGUCGCUUGGUGCUACAAACACAUUUCAGUUGGUACCGUCAGGUUGGAUCUAUUUUUCUGGUCACUGUGGAAAUGAUGAGUGUGUUACAGAUAAGAGGUUAUCAUUCUGUGUGUUUCUCAAACUAAUAUUCAAACGUUCAGGUUUGACCUACUGCUUUGUGCAAAAAUCACAUGUGAACAAAUUAUGAGCAGAAUCCUUACAUUUGGAUUAUGGAUUGAACUUUUAAGGUCCAAUAUCAAACACUAGUAAUCAGGAAACUACCGAAUUCAGAUGACUUGAUGUUUGCUGAGUUGGAUUUUCUGAGAACGUACUCAUCAGUGCGGUGUUUUCUGUUGGUGUGCCUUUUUUUUUUUUUUUUUUUUUUUACAGGAUAGUCGGCUAAAACAUGCAAAACCACUGAUUUCUCUGUGCAGUAUAAUCCUUCACUGUUGCCAUCCAAACUGUUUGUCACUGUUGGGCUGCUCCCUGCAAGCUUCCCACCUGGACAAUUACCGCUUAAUACAAAAUCUCUGCAUGAGGCUUCAAGUCCCUGUAAGUCGACCCACUGUGCCACUUAUUCAAACACCCUGACUUGCCAACAAACUGACACAAGUGACCUGCAUGUAAAUGAACAUCCAAAGCUUUUAUGUUCCACAGUUUGCCUUGUAGAUCAAAAACCGGAUAUAAUCCGAUCACUGACACUAAAGAUUUCAGAGAAACUGCUUCAGUAUUUUUGUCGUCCUCUUCCUCACCACCGUAUAUGUCGCCAUGAUAUUAUGUGUGCUUCGUUUCACUAUUUGUAAGCUUUUUUGUUUAUGCUUCUCUGUAACCAAGCGUUUUGUAACUGUUUAGAAAAAGUGCCAUGAAAAUAAAACUGUUAUUCACUCUGCUAGCACAUGUAACGUUAACGAGCAGAAUGUGCUGAAGGGAAACAUGGACGCUGCAUCCUUUUAUUCACAUUCCAUCCAAUAAGAAACUGUUUGGUGUAAAUGUUUUCAAUUUAUUGAAUGUGUCUCCAUAUAAACUGCAUAUUCAUA